Messenger RNA from Chenopodium quinoa (quinoa), 894 nucleotides. RefSeq lists its product as uncharacterized. NCBI's taxonomy places the organism in Eukaryota, Viridiplantae, Streptophyta, Magnoliopsida, Caryophyllales, Amaranthaceae. The transcript has 2 exons. Bases 36 to 731 code for a protein of 231 amino acids. The record is from RefSeq and is a predicted model, not a curated record.
UUGAAGGUCGCUAUGUCAUUUGCACGAAUGAUAUCAUGAAAGAUUCUGAGUACGUGCAAAUACUGAAGAUCUGGGAUGUUGUGCCACUGGAAGAUGUGCCAAAGCUGGUUAAAAGACUUGAUAGCAUUUAUGGAGCCUUCACUGAUGAUUUCUUGAUUCGUUGCAAAGAGCGUAGUCUUGAGGGGGAGUUAGAGGUCCCAAGGACUUGGAUCAAGUCAAUUGACAUUGUCCGAUUUAAGAGCAACUAUGCUGAGUCAACAACUGCUUCUGAUGGUGAUUUGGAUGGCACAUGUUAUGCUGAGAAUGCCAAAGUGAGCGAAAGCUUGUUGUUGAUGAAGUUUUACUCUCUUUCUGCGGGCAUAGUAGGUCAUUUGCUGUCUGAUGCUGAUGGUAAAGCUUUGGACUUGCCCUUUGAAGUAACGGAUGAGGAGUAUCAAAUAAUUCUUCACCCAAAAAGCUCCUUUAUAUUAGGACGUUCUGGUACUGGAAAGACAACUGUGUUAACGAUGAAAUUAUAUCAGAAAGAGCAAUUGCAUCACAUGGCUGUUGAAGGCUUGGUUGAAGUAAAUAAAGACUCCAGCAAUGUGGAUGUCACCCACUCCAAUGAGAAUGCAGCGAAUGACAAUGUCUUACGCCAGCUUUUUGUGACUGUGAGUCCAAAACUUUACUAUGCCAUAAAACAACAUGUUUCUCAUCUUAAAAGGUACGUGGUGGAGUGUGUUUUCCCCUGAUUUUUCUAGCUCCCUCUCUGGUUCUUUGUUUUAUGUGUAUGGUGGUGUGGCCAGUGUCAUUUUUUAUUCAUAUAUCACCAUUUUUAAUUCCUUCACCACAGAUUUCCUAUGUCAGUUGUUGACUUUGCUAGCUUGCUUCUAUGUAGACUUGAUAUAUUGUUUU